Metarhizium acridum CQMa 102 is the source of this 756-nucleotide messenger RNA. RefSeq lists its product as uncharacterized. Gene Ontology annotation, molecular function: carbohydrate:proton symporter activity. Gene Ontology annotation, cellular component: membrane. The record is from RefSeq and is a predicted model, not a curated record. NCBI's taxonomy places the organism in Eukaryota, Fungi, Ascomycota, Sordariomycetes, Hypocreales, Clavicipitaceae. Gene Ontology annotation, biological process: transmembrane transport; carbohydrate transport.
AUGGGCUUUGCACUGCAAUGGAUUCAACAAUGGACAGGCAUCUUGGCCAUUGUCUCAUGGGCCGGCAAGCUCUUCAGCCUGGUGGGCUUCGACUCGUACAAGUCGCUCUGGCUCGCAGGACUUGUCAACUCCCUGGGCGUGCCGGGAACUGCAGCUGCGGCACUCGUAAUCGAUCGAAUGGGCCGCGUCAAGUCGUUGUUGGUUUCGUUUGUCAUUCAAGGCGUCUCGCUCUUUCUUGUGGCCGCUCUCAUCAAAACAUGGGAGGACCGUGCCGCAACUGAUCCAGACUUGUUCUUUUGCAUGUUUGAUAUUGUACCCUCGUGGAUCUACGGUCUUGAGAUCUGGCCACAGGAAAUCCGUGCCAAGGGGUAUAUGUUCACUAUUUUCGGGUGGGCUACCGGCUGCGGUAUGACCCAAUCCGUUAUUCCCAUUCUACUUGACAAACUGGGAUGGGCGACCUACGUGUUUUUCGGCGCCUUGAAUAUAGUAGCCUUCCCUAUUGUAUGGCUUACUUAUCUCGAGGUUGCCGGUAGGUCAUUGGAGGAAGUGUCGUUGCUCUUCACGAGUGACAGCAUCUUCGUGAGCAAGAAUAUGGACGACUACGAGCGCCGGAUGCAUCAAGCAGACGGAAAUGUCGCCAUUGCCGUCCGCCCCCUUCUUGACGAAGUGGAUGGAGAGUCUUCACCUGUCCUAUCGAUUGAGACCGCUGAGAAGGGUUCUGGGGAGAAGGCUCAUGGGCAAUCAGUUGUAUCGUAG